This is a messenger RNA of Pan troglodytes (chimpanzee), 3078 nucleotides long. RefSeq names its product NKAP domain containing 1 (gene NKAPD1). NCBI's taxonomy places the organism in Eukaryota, Metazoa, Chordata, Mammalia, Primates, Hominidae. The record is from RefSeq and is a predicted model, not a curated record. Bases 298 to 1179 code for a protein of 293 amino acids. The transcript is spliced from 6 exons.
GGAGAAAAGUCUCUUCAUAUCUAGUUCCGGAAUGUCCCCCUUCUGGUGCCAGGCUUGCUUUUCAGUUGGGCCUGACCUACUUCUCUUCCAGGAAAGCGCCCGCCUUCCUUCUGCACCCGUCAACCUCUGGAGUGUCCUGAAAACCCUCCCUUGUGGGAGUCUCUGGGCUUGCCUGUUGGUGGGACGAUUUCUCAGGAGCACGACUUCCGGCCUGAAAAGGAAGUCUCCUCCUUUUUCUCCCAAACCACUUCUUCCCCGCUAACCCCGCCACGCGAGGCUGCGGCGCACGAUUGAAGAAUGUCACGGAUUCCACUGGGGAAGGUCCUCCUGAGGAAUGUCAUCCGGCACACAGAUGCUCACAAUAAGAUUCAGGAGGAAUCAGAUAUGUGGAAAAUAAGAGAACUGGAAAAACAGAUGGAAGAUGCUUACCGGGGGACCAAAAGGAAAAUGCUACCCAGCAGUUCAAGCCGGAUGCGCAGUGAUGGUUUUGAUGAAGAAAGUCAAAGAGACUAUUGGAGGCCAAAGAAUGAAAUUUCUGGGACACUGGAAGAUGAUUUUCUUAAGGCUAAAUCCUGGAAUAAAAAGUUCUAUGAUUAUGAAGCAAACAUGCCAGACAGAUGGGGUCACAGUGGUUAUAAAGAGUUAUACCCUGAAGAAUUUGAAACAGACAGUAGUGAUCAGCAAGAUAUUACCAACGGGAAGAAAACAUCUCCCCAGGUAAAGUCAUCUACCCAUGAAUCCCGCAAACACAAGAAGUCAAAGAAAUCCCACAAAAAAAAGCAGAAAAAAAGGUCACACAAAAAACAGAAGAAAAGCAAAAAGGAAGCCACAGAUAUAACAGCAGAUUCCUCGAGUGAGUUCUCAGAAGAAACUGGGGCUUCUGGUACAAGGAAAAGGAAACAACCACAUAAGCGCAAGAAAAAAUCCAGGAAAAAGUCUCUCAAAAAACCUGCUUUAUUCUUAGAGGCAGAAAGUAACACUUCACAUUCAGAUGAUUCAGCAUCCAGCAGUUCUGAGGAAAGUGAGGAAAGAGACACUAAGAAAACCAAAAGGAAAAAGAGAGAGAAAAAAGCCCAUACCUCUGUAGCCAACAAUGAAAUACAGGAGAGGACAAACAAACGCACAAAUUGGAAAGUAGCUACAGAUGAAAGGUCUGCUGAGAGCUCAGAGGAUGACUAAAUGGGAAACACUUUUGUUUUCCACAUGACUGUGGAUAUUUACAGUUCUUACUCCUUGUGGUUUUGCCAGUGACUCUCGUUCAGCACGGGGCCUGAGGUCAGAGCUGUCUUGUGCCAUCUGUAUGUUCUGACAGACGUCUUGUCUUCUAUUUUGGUGUUAAGCUUGAUCCCCUUUUCUUGUUAAAAGGGAAUCUGGUAUUUUGUUAUGAAGGUUUCUUGAAGAGAUUAUUUUUUUGCAAUUAAUUACGUUUAGUGUAGAGUGCAUAUACAGCAAAUUAAAGGACCCAGAAAGCUGGAUCCAAUAGUGACCUGGGUACACCAAUCGGAAUAUUGAAUUUGGGGAAGUCAAGGGCUGGGAUCAAGAGGUGGAUUGGAACUAAUGCCAUGUAGGAUGGUAUGACAAGGCAACACUGUAUUGCUCUCUGUUUAUAUAGCAGGUGUCACAACUAACUUGUCUUUAGCCUUGGUGCUUUGAUCCUUCUAUAUUUUGACCCCACAGGUGUGGUCCGGUUUACUUAAUCAGGACAUGGGCCUAAGAACAAACCUUUUCCCUUCAUGAUAACAUCCAUAGACAACUUAUUAGAAGGGACUAGAGUUUUUGCAAAUUUCCCUGCUGGAUGGGGCCUAUAGCUAUACUUAGUAUACGCCUAAACAUGGUAAUUGGAUAGUAAAUGGUUUUCUAGUUCCAUUGCUGUAUAUUUGCCUAAAUGGACUUGUGUUCAAAUUAUUUCUUCAGUUGUCAUAGAUAAUCCUGUACCAAAUGGGGAAGAAUUAGGAAAUAAUCAUGUUGUCUAAUGGUACUCUGGAUUCAGGGCAGCAACUGCCAUUUAAAUGUUGUCUUGUUCAUUUCUAAAUCUGUUCAUGAAGUUUAGGUUUUCCCUGAAACUAAGUUGAAUUAUUUCCAAAAUGAAACAGGCUUCUCAGGGACAUAUCCACUUCUUCCAGUCUGCCUUUGGAUUAAAGCACCAAGCAGAGACCACAUUAUUUCCCUUUGCUAUACUGUGAUCCUUAGUAUGUUAAUUCUUAAGAAACCAAAAUAUCACUGAAAGAAGGCUGGCAGAACACAAGUGCAUUUUUUCACUGUGGGAAGAAAGAUCAAGUGACAUAUUAUUUUUUCCUGGUUGUCACUUAAUGGGCUGAGUAAAAAGCUUGAAAACUCAGACUUUCGGUCUUGGUUCUGCCACUCAUUGGUUACGAGGAGGCCCAGAGCAGGUAAGUUCACCUUCCUGGCCUUACUUUCCUGAUGUGUAAUACGGAAUUACUUCACAGUAGCAUGACAGUAUAAGACACCAGCAGUAGAUACAACUAUGAUGACAUUCCAUGAGUUGGUAUUUUUAGUUCUAACUGCUAAAUUUGUUCUCUUUACGGGACAGAUUUCUAAUAAAGUGCUUGGUCUUAAAAUACAUGGUUGGACAGAGGUGCACUAUCCCUUAACUGUGAGCAGGUGCUACCUUUUGGGAUAUUUAUUUUAAAUUUUAAUACUUUGGUACUCAAUUGUCAGUGUUCCAUGGUGUGUAUUUUUAUUUUUGGGAUUAGUGGGGGUCUAAAGGGAGAGGAAUAGUCUCUAAUUACUACCUCUUAAUCUAAAGCAAUUAUUUUGUUCCUGGAGCAAGUUAAAUCUUUGUUGGAAGGAGCUUUGGCCAUAUAUGUUUUAGCAUGCAUUGUUUCUGUGCCCUGAAAGUACCUGAAAGGUUUUAAGCACAGACUCAGGAAAAUGUGCCAGUAGAACAGGCCAUCUCCAGGAAAUUGGCUCUAUUUGGGUCCUGACCUUCCCUUCCUCCCAAGUUAGCAGGCUUGUUCUUUCACAAGGAAUACACAUCUUGCCUUUUUUUUUUUUUUUUUUGCCAUGUUUUCCUUUUCUUGGUCAUGUAUAAGCAAUAAAGCUGUUUUUUGUUCUUCA